Messenger RNA from Menidia menidia (Atlantic silverside), 594 nucleotides. The record is from the annotation of a GenBank genome assembly. Lineage: Eukaryota; Metazoa; Chordata; Actinopteri; Atheriniformes; Atherinopsidae.
AUGGAUGAGCUGCGGCGCAUAGUAGGUGGCACCAACAGCAGAUACAUCGAGGAAGUGAAAGGAAGAUGGGCAGACUUUUGUUCCAAGGUGCAGUUCUAUGGUGUGUGGAAGAAAGCCCUGAAACCCCCUUUUCCAUUGGAUGUCCGUGGAGAAAAAUCGUUCUAUUCUUUAGUGGAGUUUACGCUCGCCCUCUUCAAUGCACUCCCAUCCCUUUUCCCCUCACCAACUUCACCACCAAAGAAGCUUGGGAAUAGCUGUGAGGCACUUCUUCAUGUCCGGAAGUCAGGUGAAGACCCUGCCCUGUACCUGGAGAAGCGUCCUCUCUCCUCCCCAGUUCUGCUUUCUGAUGGAUCAACCAUCAUCGUGGCUGUGGGUAACGUACCUGUGACCACCCUCCCUCAGGAAGAUUUCUCAGACGGGAUGUUGGUGUUAAUGGCAUAUUACUACACUUUGCACUUAAGAUAUCCGAAAUGUGUUGCUACUCUCCUGUCAGUUAUUCAAACAGAGGUAAUUGGUGACACAAUCCACGAUCAAGAUGCCACUAGUGCUUACAAGAAAGCAAUGGCUGAUUGGAAGUCUUUCAUUGAGAAGUAG